Messenger RNA from Ailuropoda melanoleuca (giant panda), 2041 nucleotides. It is a transcript of the gene MYPOP, whose product is annotated as Myb related transcription factor, partner of profilin. Gene Ontology annotation, cellular component: nucleus. The record is from RefSeq and is a predicted model, not a curated record. The transcript has 3 exons. Gene Ontology annotation, biological process: regulation of transcription by RNA polymerase II. Lineage: Eukaryota; Metazoa; Chordata; Mammalia; Carnivora; Ursidae. Gene Ontology annotation, molecular function: RNA polymerase II cis-regulatory region sequence-specific DNA binding; DNA-binding transcription factor activity, RNA polymerase II-specific. Bases 899 to 2041 code for a protein of 380 amino acids.
GCGGGGCCCAGAGGGGGAAGAGAGAGGAGGGGGGAGGGAAGAGGCCGCAGAAGCCCGAGCCUUGACCGACGGGCAGGCGGGGGCUGCGGCGGCGCCGGUGAGUGACCCGCGGCCCGACUCGGUCCCCACCCUCCAUGACUCUCACUCUUCCUGGAGUCCCCCAUCGCCUCCGUCGUCCCCUCUUACGCCCGGACCCCAUUACCCUCAGACUCCUUUUAAUUCCUGGCAGUCCCCAGAGCCCCCACAAUCCCCGCAGACCCUAAUCCCUCGUAUUUUAUAGUCCCAGCUCUUCCACUGUCCUAGAAGCCCCCACCUCACCGUUAUUCCUGGGCAUCCCUUCUGAGGACCCCUUCUCAUACCGUUCUUACAGACGUCCUGUUGCCCCGGAACCCCCAGAGCGCUCCUCUGCCCCAGAUCCCCCCUUCUUGCUGCAUCUCUCCUUCAGCAUCUCCUUACCCCAUCACCCCCAUGCUUCUUCGACCCCCGAGACACCCCCAUUCUCCCUCCAUUUCGCAUUCUCCUAUGCCCCCAUUCUCCUCUAACUCCUGCAGACACCCCCUCUUCUUUCGCUUUUUCUCAUUUCCCUCCACCCCUCCAGACCCUCCCCCAAUUUCCAUUAACUCCUCGGCGUGGCACUUUGCGCCGCGCCAGGCACAAGAGGAGCGCUCAGCGGGUGUCAGCUGUUAUUAGGCACUCUGAAUGUCCCGCGUGGCCCGUCGCCCCCAGCCACUCUCCGCUCCAACCCCUGGCCCCGGGGACAUAGGAGGCGGUGUCGGGGCGGCCGGGGUGGGGCGGGCUGCGCGCGGACGCCGAGCCCCCGCCAGCGCCGUGCGCCGUGCCCGCAGCGCCGGCGCCCCCCCAUGCGCCAAGGGGCCGGACGGCGGCGUCGGGGGGCGCCAUGGCCUCGGCGGCGGCGGGCGAAGCGGAAGAGACCACCCGGCUGCGCAAGCCGCGCUUCUCGUUCGAGGAGAACCAGAUCUUGAUCCGCGAGGUGCGUGCCCACUACCCGCAGCUCUACGGCGCGCAGAGCCGUCGGGUGAGCGUGGCAGAGCGGCGGCGUGUGUGGGACGGCAUCGCCGCCAAGAUCAACGGCAUCACCAGCUGGAAGCGCACCGGCCAAGAGGUGCAGAAACGCUGGAAUGACUUCAAGCGCCGCACCAAGGAGAAGCUGGCCCGCGUGCCGCACUCCACGCAGGGCGCCGGGCCUGCCGCCGAGGACGCCUUCUCCGCUGAGGAGGAGACCAUUUUUGCCAUCCUGGGGCCGGGUGUGGCGGGGCCAGGAGCUGGUGCAGGGGCCGAGCAGCCCUCCGGGGCGGCUUCCUCACAGCCGCCCGCCCCAAGUGCCGGCACCCAACGCUGCGUGUUGUCCGAAGACCGCAGGGAGGACCGACGGGCAGAGACACCAGCCCACAGCAAGGGGGGCUCCAGCAGCCCCGAGCAGUGGGCCCGGCCCUCCUGCAGUCCCCAGGAAGGGGGCUGCCCUCCGCCCAAGGAGCGUGAGUCCCCGCCCCCUCCAGCCCUGCAGACGGUCCAGCUGCCCCGCCUGGCCCUGUCUCCGCCGCCCCCAGCCCCUGCGCCGCCGCAGCCACCACCCCAGCCACCUCAGCAAGUGCAUGUGGCACCCUCGUCCCCCAGCCCACCACCUCCUCCACUGCCACCAUCCACGCCCUCGGCCGCCGACCCCUCCCUGGACUUCCUGCGGGCUCAGCAGGAGACUGCCAACGCCAUCCGGGAGCUGGCUGGCACCCUGCAGCAGGGACUGGCCAAACUGAGUGAGGCCCUCAGCGCCCUACUGCCCCUUCUGCCUGGAACGGCGGUCGACAGGCUGCCGCCGCCUCUGCCCCCGCCCCCGCCCNAUCUGCUGUUGGCGGCCUCUGGGGCAGAAGGAGGUGGAGGCGGCGGCGGCCGUUGCAGCGGCGGCGGCGGUGGCGGCGGGAGCGGCGGGAGCCCGAGGCGGCGGCGCCCGGGAACCAUCGCGGGGCCUGAGCUGUGCGCCUCGGCCCGGAGCCCGGACCGGGUGGGGGCGCCGACGUGCCUCUAA